Molecule: messenger RNA, 937 nt
Organism: Linum tenue
Lineage: Eukaryota; Viridiplantae; Streptophyta; Magnoliopsida; Malpighiales; Linaceae
Source: the annotation of a GenBank genome assembly
GGGGGGAAAUUAUUGGAUGGCGUAGAUCGAGUUUAAUAAACUCGAACUAGUGUAGAUCGAGUGUAUUAGACUCGAACCACUGCAUCAGUUUACGAGGAUAAAAAGCCCUCACUUAGCACAUUCUGGCAGCUCUUUUACUUUCUAUCUUCUUUCUUCCAAACACAAUCUGCAGCAGCUGGAGCACCAUAGCUCACCACCAAAGAAGAAAAUUUUUGAAGAAAUGGGUAGAAAUUUUCGAAAAUUCGACUUAUUGAUUCGGUGGAAUGGUCGAAUUACCCAUUUUCAUGAUAGUAUUGACUACGAAGAUGGUGAAUCAAGUACUGUCCCGAUUAAGAGCAUAUUUACUUGGCAAGAACUCAGCCAUAUUUGUGCGGAACGAUGCUGCAUAGGAGGGAGAAGAGUAUGCAAGAUGACUUACCGUAUGCCGGUUUACAAGGAUUAUGCACUUGUAUAUGAAGGAUCAGUUUUGUCUGACGAUGAUGAUGUUAAUAUGAUGAUGAGAUUUAUUGCAGAGAACAGAUUUCCAACUGCUGAGGUGUAUGUCGAGACAGAAGUUGUUGGCCAAUAUGGUGGGGGCGGUUAUACCGAACAAGGUGAAGGAUCGGGAGGUUUUUCCGGUUCAGGAGAUUUCAGAGUGCGGCAUGAUGCACCAUGGCCAACAUACGAGGAUCGAACUGCAACUGGUCCAUUGGUGGAACAUGACGGACAGGAGUGGCCAGUAUGGGGUGGAGAAUGGGAUUACAUAAGGGCACCCAGACAAGCAUCUACAGCAGCAUCUGGCAUCAACAAUGAUCCAUAUGUGGAUAAACCAAGUCCUCCGUACACUAGCGAGGCAAGCGACGUGGAAGACGAAGAGUUAGAAUCAAUGAGUAGUUCAGAUGGUGAAGAUCUGGAAGUUGACGAGGGGGAAUUUGAGCCCCCCACACCUCACUACACG